ACAAAAAGACUGGUGGAGAUGAGAGAAACAAGAGUCUUGUAUUAAGCUCACGUUAAUUUCAUAACCAACGGCUUCGAUUUGCCUCUAUAUCCUCUCUCUCUCUCUCUCUCACUCUCUCUCUUUCUCUCCCUGUCUGAAACUUGUCUAGACAUGGGAAGAACAACGAGUUCAACACUACUCUUAACCUUCACGUUCCUCUUCUCUUUGUCAUCUCUCCCUAGCCCUUCACUUUCAGAUUCAACAGACGCAUUUGUCGUUGGAGGCUGUACUCAAGAAAAAUAUGUACAAGACUCGCCUUAUGAGUCCAACCUUAAUUCUCUCCUUACUUCUCUUGUCAACUCAGCCACUUACUCUUCUUACAACAACUAUACCAUCAUGGGCUCAAGCACACAAGAUGUUGUUUAUGGUCUUUACCAGUGCCGCGGUGACCUGUCAAUGCCGGAUUGUGCCACGUGUGUCUCUCGAGCAGUGAGUCAACUCGGUGUCCUAUGUGCUCAGACCUGUGGUGGAGCACUGCAGCUACAAGGAUGUUAUGUGAAGUAUGAUAACACGACGUUUUUGGGUGUGGAAGAUAAGACUGUGGUGUUGAAGAAAUGUGGACCUUCGGUUGGGUACGAUACGGAUGCUAUGAACCUUAGGGAUGCAGUGUUAGGGAGCUUGGCUGGGACAAGUGGGCUUUACCGGGUUGGUGGGUCGGGUAAUGUCCAGGGGGUGGCUCAAUGUGUCGGUGACCUGAGCGUCGAAGAAUGCCAGGAUUGUUUGUCGGAGGCGAUCGGACGGCUGAAAUCAGACUGCGGCACUGCGGAUUACGGUGAUAUGUUCUUGGCUAAGUGCUAUGCUAGGUACACCACCGGUGGGCCUCAUGCUUAUUCCAAGGCUCAUAGUGAUAAAUAUACCAAUGAUGGUGAGAAGACGUUUGCAAUUAUUAUUGGAAUAUUGGCUGGAGUGGCAUUGGUCAUCAUUUUUCUUGCUUUCCUGGGAAAGGUGUUUGGAGGAAAUGGAAAAUAAACUAUUGCAACUCAAAUCUCAGCCUGCUAAAGUGAUUUGCUUUUGGUGGUUCUUUUGCUUCCCUUUUCCUUUCUUCAUGAUGCCAACUUUCCUCUGUUUCUCUUUCUGUUCCCGCUUUAAGAUUUUCUCUAGUUUUACUCUCAAAAGGAAGGAUUAAUCAAGAAAUGGAAAUUAAGAAAGAAGGUGGUGGUGGUGGUGGUGGUGGUGGGUGGGUGGGGGCAUGCAUCUUAUAAAACAAAGUUAGGAAACAGAGUAAAAGGGUAGCUAAGAUUCCACUCUCCUCAGUCCUCUCCCACUUGAUAAAGUUGUAUUGUCCAAAUGUGAAAAAAUUGGCAUAUUCUUUUAGUAAGCUGCAAAGUAUGUUUCUUUUCUGA
This is a messenger RNA of Populus nigra (black poplar), 1382 nucleotides long. Its product is annotated as plasmodesmata-located protein 7-like. Gene Ontology annotation, cellular component: plasmodesma. The transcript has 3 exons. Bases 151 to 1008 code for a protein of 285 amino acids. The record is from RefSeq and is a predicted model, not a curated record. NCBI's taxonomy places the organism in Eukaryota, Viridiplantae, Streptophyta, Magnoliopsida, Malpighiales, Salicaceae.